GCAGCGGGGGUGGGGGUGGGGGGCUCCAGGCACGCCACCGCCGCUUCUCUGGCGCCGUGGGCUGGUGCUGCCGGUACGGGUCGGGGCGGAGAAAGUGGAGCAGCCCCGCCUGGCAAGAGGCCACCUGACAGCUGUGAACUGAACCCGCGGCAAGGGCGGGUCAGAGGGAAGGCAGCGAAGCCCAAGGUCAUACCCUGACCACAGCUGCCCCUCAGGGGACUGGCCUGGAGCCAAAGUCAGGUCAUCAGGCUGUUUGUCAAGGGUGGAGCCUCAGCUACUUGCCACUUUUCCUCAUGAGCCCUGCCUGGGUGUCCACCUGGCACUCCCACGGCCACGUCUGUUCGUCUCAGAGCAGCCCAACCCGGAGGCCUGGGCUUCAGAGAGAGCUCCAGGAGAGCUCAGUCCCGUGUGCUGCCUCCCCGACCCCAGGCGUGGAAGCGGAUGCAAGGCUUCCUUCUGGUUCUGCAAAGACUUGAAGAAAUUGACAAACCCGGAUGGCUACCCCUGACAGGAGAAUGGUCUCUAGACCCCAGAGACCUGGAAAGGGUCCAAAGGAAAGCGGGGCCUGCCCGAGUCCCCUGGACAACCUGGAGUGUAAGGAGACCCAGGAGCUGGCACCGGUAGAGCUGGCCAUGCUGAGCAAGGCACAGGAAUUCUUUCAGACCUGUGACACAGAAGGCAAGGGGUUCAUCGCCAGGAGGGAUAUGCAGAGGCUCCAUGAGGAGUUACCACUCAGCCUGGAGGAACUGGAGCAUGUGUUUGACGCCCUGGAUGCUGAUGGCAAUGGCUUUCUGACGCCAGAGGAAUUCACCACUGGAUUUAGCCACUUCUUCUUCAGCCAGAAUAAGCCAGGUCAGGAAGAUGCAGGCGAGCAGGUUGAACGGCUCCAGGAAGAGAAGGUAUAUCAUCAGUCCAGAGGGGAAGAACAUGCGGGCGGCAUGGAUGAAGAUGAGGAGACUCAGUUCCAAACACUGAUGGACAAACUUGGAGCCCAGAAGGUUUCCGAGGAUGAAAGUGAUAUCAAGCAAGUCUGGCUGCAGCUGAAGAAGGACGAGCCUCACUUACUGUCCAACUUCGAGGACUUCCUGACCAGGACCUUCUCUCAGCUCCAGGAAGCUCAUGAAGAGAAGAAUGAACUGGAGUGCGCCCUGAAAAAGAAAAUUGCUGCUUAUGAUGAAGAAAUCCAGCAUCUCUACGAGGAGAUGGAACAACAAAUCAAGCAUGAGAAGGAGCAGUUUCUCCUGAAAGAUAUGGAGAGGUUUCAGGCCCGCAGUCAGGAGCUGGAGCACAAGCUGUUAUCCAAGGAGCAGGAGCUGGAGCAGCUCAUCCAGAAGCAGCAGCAGCUGGAAGGCCAGUGCACCACCCUGCAAAAUGAUGAGCAUGAAACCAAGGCUGAGAACACCAAGCUGAGAGUCACAAACCAGGAGCUGGCCCGGGAGCUGGAGCGGACCUCCCGGGAGCUGCAGGAUGCCCGGAAACAGCUGGAGAGCCUCCAGCAAGAGGCCCACCAACUCCACCAGGAGAAGGAGAUGGAAGUGUACCGUGUGACGGAGAGUCUGCAGCGUGAGAAGUCGGGGCUUCUGAAACAGCUGGAUCUCCUGAGGGAAAGGAACAAGCACCUUCGGGAUGAACGGGACAUCUGUUUUCAGAAAGAUAAGGCAGCCAAGGCAAACACAGCUGCUUCCAAGGCAAACUGGAAACAGAGAUCUGGCUCUGUGAUAGGCAAAUACAUGGAUGGCAGAGGGAUUCUUAGGAGCCAGUCAGAGGAGGAAGAAGAUGUAUUUGGCUUCUCGAGAAGGAGAAGCUCCCUGGGCCUGAGUGGAUAUCCCCUUCAAGAAGAGGAGCCAGGACCUGGGGGUCCGCUCACCCGGGCAUUCCGCAGAAUCAUCUCUAUUGAAGAAGACCCCUUGCCCCAGCUCCUGGAUGGUGGCUUUGAGCAGCCACUGAGCAAAUGCCCAGAAGAGGAAAAGGUCUCCCAACAGAGGGUGGAAGGACAAAGCCAACAGGCCAGACCUUUGGAACGCAUGCCUACAUCUCCUCGAGGGCAACCUAUUGGAAAAGAAGACCUGUCUAAGACUGUCUGCCAUCCACAGGAGGAAGUCUCUCCCUCCAUCCCAGACCGGCUCUUCAAAAUUGUGUUAGUGGGCAACUCGGCCGUGGGGAAGACAUCUUUCCUGAGGAGGUUCUGUGAGGACCGGUUUGCCCCAGGCCUGGCAGCCACUGUAGGCAUCGAUUACCAGGUGAAGAUGGUGCAUGUGGAUGGCUCGUACGUGGCCCUGCAGCUGUGGGACACGGCCGGGCAGGAGAGGUAUUGCUGUAUCACCCAGCAGUUCUUCAGGAAGGCCGAUGGCGUCAUCGUCAUGUAUGAUCUCACAGCCAGACAGUCAUUCCUGUCGGUCCGGCAGUGGCUGAGCAGCGUGGAGGAAGCUGUGGGAGACCGCAUUCCUGUUCUUCUGCUGGGCAAUAAAAUUGACAAUGAGAAAGAGCGGGAAGUUCCCCGAGGCCUUGGAGAGAAGCUUGCCAAGGAGAACAAUCUGAUCUUCUAUGAAUGCAGUGCCUAUUCCGGUCACAACACCAAAGAGUCCCUACUUCAUCUAGCCAGGAUCCUCAAGAAACAAGAAGAUACAGCAAGAGAGGACACCAUACAGGUUGACCGCUCUGCCAAAAAGAAAUCGUGCUGUGGCUGAUAGGAGUCCUCCUAGGACUGUUCCACCCAGGCCUGGGGUCCUAGGACCUACCCUGAAUCCUGCACAUAGGCUCCCACUUGGAUGCCUCCACCAUAACCCGCCCAAACCUUUGUCUGUGUCAGUGACUUGCCUCCACCAACAGGAGGGGAAGCACAUCUAGUCAGGAAAGCUGCUCUUGGAGCAUUUUGAAAUCUUCUCUCUCUUCUCUCUCUAGACCCCAGAUGCCCAUUUUCCCCCCAGCUUGGAUUUGUGGGGAAAAGAAGCAGAUGGGAUUUUCCCGAAAAAUCACCACAUGCCUUCUCCACCUCCCUUCUGCUCCCCUUGCCCUUUGGAGCUGCAGCACUGUGGUUGCCAUGGCAACUGUGCAGGGCAGACUUGCUGCUUCCUGUAGGCCAAAGAUAAAGCACUUGGGCAGGGCCAGGGUGGUUGGUCUUCCCUUGGCUCCUUGGGACAUCAAUGGGAUGCUCUUGGCAUAUGCUUCGUGGACCUUGAGAUGCCCACACAGGUUGAGAAAAGCAAGCCAGGGCACCCACAUUCUAUUCCACACCCCACCUCCAGGGGCCCUGCUUCUUGCCAGGCUGCAGAAACCAGCCUCUAAGCAGCCAGCAUGUCUACUGUAUUUGUUCCCUUGGGGUCUCGGGAAGAGUGCCUUACAAGAAACCCACAGCCUUUUCUCUCAACCACCCACCCAUGACCCUGACUCCAGGGUGGACUGCGGGUGAUUUAAGUAUUAAGUGUGUGCCCAUGAUUAGGGAGAGGGCUUCCUUCCUACUUAACUUUCACUAAGAGAUGAAAAGAAAAUUAGGGGGAAAAACCCAUCUGCUGCUAAACAGAGCGACCAUUUCUGGAGUAUAAAUAAGGUAUACAUAGCUCUGUGAAAGCCAUUUUCCAAUGUUUCUCAAAAUAGCUCUUCGGAAAAUUGUACAUGAUGAUUAAUGGGAUAGAUUGACAUGCAGGCAGUGAGACCCAGCACCAGGUCCACAGUUACUGACUUCAUUUUAUUUUAUUUUAUUUUUCCAGAGGACUGUAUUACAAAAAAGAAAGUGAGGCCGUGGUGUUGACAUAUAGCUGGUGUUUAAGAAGUAAGCAGAGUAUAGCUAUAGGCUUCAGUAUCCCUGUGACUCUACCAGCACAGGGCACUCACAUUGAGGGGAAUGAUCUGGGCCCAUGUAUUGUUCCUUUGUCUGGGUAGUGGUGAGUUUCCAGCCCCAGCAGUGCUCCAGCAUCACUGGGGUGGAGGGUGCUGGUAAAGGCAUUCUCGCCCUGGGUGGGGAGCUUGGGUGAAAAGAUCAUAAAGAUCACUGCAUAUUACUGCUCUAGGGCUGCAGGCCCAGCCCCACAGGGAAGUGAGUGGUACCCACACCCAAUCAGAACAUGUAAGAAUAGAGAGGAGCAGAAAGUGUCCACAGGCCCCCAAGAAGAUUCAAGACAACUGUGCACAGCCAGCCAGGCAGAAGAGAAUCCUCUGGUCAGAGUUCCCUGUAGCCUCCACCCCAGAUUCCUAAAAGCAUCAGUGCCCUGUGGGUCACCAGGCAAGUGCCUGCCUCCUUUUCGUAGGCUUUUCUUUCCCCCAUUUAGUGCUUGGAGGCACCAGGGAGCCCACGGAGGGUAUAGAACAAAAGCCAGCACUAAGUACCAGGAGGUGCCCCAUGGUCUUGGGCAAGUCAGCUCCCUGCCGGGGCCCCCUUCCCAUCAGUAAAAUGAAGCGUGGGCUAUUCGACACUUCUGGCUCUUCCUGCUCAGAAUGCUUAUGAUGACAGUAGGGGCUCUGGCCCCUAGUCCAAAUUUGAAGGGAACUCACAGGAAAUUCCUUUCUCUAAGAGAGGGCACUGGUGAUGGUCUCAUUAGUGGGAUGCAGGGGAUCACCCAGAAGUAGCCCUCCGAUAUCUGUGUGGGUGUGUGUUGCUGUGUGAUUAUAUGUUAUGGGGAGGGUGCAGAAAGAGGGUAGGGAUAGCCAUAAAGAAAGCAAACCAACUCUCCUGCUUCUGAAAACAAAAAAGCAGAGAUGGCAACUGGAAUUUAUGGGUCAGGCAGGCUAUACCUGGAGUUGCCCAGCCCACACAUGCUCUUAUCCCCUAUACCUAGUCCCUGGUUUGGGGCUGCAUUUGUCCACUUCAGAAAAGUGCAUCUAGGGGUUACAGCAGGGUGGAGUGAUCCUAGUGCUGACCCACCAGGUAAACCCCCACAAAUCCUCAAAGGUCCAGGCAGAAAGAAGAGAGUAGGAAAGGUCUUUAGGCCCCUGCUGCUUCUUUUUCCAACUCCACUUGAGACAACUAUGCAUGAUGGCACCUCAGAGAGACUCUGAGAAAUUCUGUGUCCCCAGAUCAGAGCAUCCCCCCUUUCCCCAUUCCUUUUAAGCUGUCAUGGUGAUCAAAGACACCCCGGUGGCUGUGAGCCUGUCCCAGGGCCUGGCAGAGUGCUGUCGGGGAAACCUCUGGUUCCAUCCUAUUUUCAUUGCUAAAAUGGCCUUGAGCAAGUCACCUGAACAGGUUUCAUGUUUAGCUGUAGGUUGGAGGUUUCAAUGUCUACUUUCCAUGGAUAUUUUAAGUAUUAAACGAGGCAAUGAAUGUGAAAUACUUAACGCAGUGCCCAGCACAUAAUAGGUACUAACAAGUACGGGCUAUUAUUGUUGUCAACAUUGAGUCACUGCCCAGGCCAUCAUUAGCCUUGCCCUAAUUUCAGAUUUAGAACCAGCUAACACUAAUCAUGUACCCAUAAGUGAGGGCUUUCACAAAUACUACCUCAUUUGAGUACCCAAUUGCCCUGCUCAUUUGCCUGGCUUAUGAGCUUGUUUUCAGUAUUGCCUCUUGGCCCUGAUCUUUUUUGUUCCUGUGGGUUUCCUGGCUUUCCAAACACCCAUAUCUUACCAGUGUCUGUGGUCUGGUUUCAGCCCACAGUCCAUUCUGCUUCCCUCCCUGUGGUUCUCCAGGACUCAGACAGCAGCUCAGACCUGGUGCCAGGGUGUUUACCUAAGAAUGACCUGUGCUCAUCACAAUCCUUGGCCCCACAUUUUUCUCCCCUGUUCUGACUCCUUGUGCUCCUUCUGGUAUCUGCUGCUGCCCUCAGCCCCAAGUUGUCCCCAAGAACUUCAGCACCAAACCAAAGCCCUAGUUAUUUUGCUGCUUGUCUAGCAUUUGUCUUUCUUGACAGUCCCUGAAGUCUUUUCUGAUCCUCCGUGAUACACUAGCUUUCUUGCACCUCUCCCCAUCCUGUACUUUUCCUCUGUUCUUAACAUUUCCACCCAAUCUUGGACUCCCCUUUUCCCUACUCUCCACACCCUGGGCCCACUCCAGGCCAUAACUGUAUGUUCAAUCAAAAAUAGCUCAACCUUUUGUCUCUGUCACUAGCAGUCAAUGCUCUAAAGGAGCUUGAACCAAUUUCAGCUAAGAUAUUAAUGCAAUUGGUGGUUUAAGGGCUAUGUAUAUACUUUAACAAAAAAUUAAAGGAGGCAAAACUUUAUCUCAAGGAAAUAAAUUCAUAAUGGUCAUGGGGGUCAAAGAUUUAAGACAGAACUGCCUUCCCCUAACACAGUUUGCUUCAACCUAUUUCUAGGUUCAUAUAGGUUUAUAAUUGUUACAUCUUCUUUAUGAAUUGACCCUUUAUCAUUAUAAGGUGUCUUUCUUGCCUUUAGUAACAAUUUUUGUCUUAAAGUCUAUUUUGUCUGAUAUCAGUAUAGCCACACCAGCUCUCACUUUCUGCCUAUUUAUGCUUUUAAAUCUAAACUAAGUCUCUUGUAGACA
Molecule: messenger RNA, 6427 nt
Organism: Lynx canadensis (Canada lynx)
Lineage: Eukaryota; Metazoa; Chordata; Mammalia; Carnivora; Felidae
Gene: CRACR2A
Product: calcium release activated channel regulator 2A
Exons: 19
Coding region: 495-2687 (730 amino acids)
Molecular function (GO): calcium ion binding; GTPase activity; GTP binding
Source: RefSeq, a predicted model, not a curated record